AUAUUUGCGUUCAGAGUCACGCUGCAGACACACUUGUUGUUUUGACCAUUCGUUGGAAUAUUCCAUAAUAUAAGCGAAAAGGAAGUAUAUACUUAGACAUAUUUGCAUAAUUACUUUUUUCAGUAAUCCAAAGUUGCAACACAUUCGGAGGAGAAAACAAAAUGAGACAAAAAACUAUACUUUCAUCAGAACGUGUGCUAAUACUUUUGCUAGUAUUCUGUCUUGAAAGCUCGUAUUCCAAGCUAUUCCCGAUUGAACCAAGAAAUUCAUUUCAGGAUGGACGAACCGAAUGGCCGAAUGCCUAUAUUUGGCCACUUCCACGAUUUCAUCACGCAACGGCUGACCUUGUGACGUUUGACCCAUAUUCUUUUCGCAUUGUUCCACUUAGCCUAGAACGCUGCGAGCCUCUGGAAUUUGCAAUAGUCAAGUACAGCAGACACUUUCUCUUUCCGGACAUGUACAAAUCACCAACCCCACCGGAUCCAGAAUUUCCAACAGUCUCGCGAGUGUAUGUGGAACUUUCAGGAGCUCACAAUGAAUGCCUCAGUUAUCCACAACUCUCUGAUAAUGCUGAAUACGAACAAUAUGUAUUAACCGUGGAGUCGACAGUUAAUGGUACUGCUGAAAUUAAGAUUCGAGCAGACACGAUUUGGGGACUACUUCGAGGAAUCGAAACAUUUUCCCAACUUAUCUUUACCAAUGCUGAAACGAACAGUAGUUUUGUUGACGCUAAUCUCUUGAAACGUCAUUAUUAUAUGAACUCAACGACCAUUUAUGAUUGGCCAAGGUUUCCCCACAGGGGUUUAAUGAUCGAUUCCGCGAGACACUAUUUACCCGAACGAAUAUUUUAUCAAAUCUUGGAUGGAUUGAUGUACAACAAGAUGAAUGUGCUGCAUUGGCAUUUAUCCGAUGACCAAAGCUUUCCGUUUGUGAGCCAAAAGUUUCCUCAAUUAUCAGAGAAGGGGGCUUACAAUCCCAAAGCAAUUUACACACCAGCCAUGAUCAAAAGAAUACAAGAGGCUGCAAGGUUACGGGGAAUUCGGGUGAUUUUAGAAUUAGAUACUCCUGGGCACACCCACUCACUAGGAAAAGCCUUUCCUGAAUUGCUGACACCCUGUUAUGGGGACGGAAUUAAUCCCGGAACCGCAGAUCACCCGUAUCACUCCAGUCAUGAAAAUCUGGAUCCCACAAAAGAAUUUACUUAUGAAUUUAUGAGGGACCUUUUCUCUGAAAUUGCCAAUGUGACAAAGGAUUCGUAUAUUCACCUUGGUCUUGAUGAAAUAUAUCAAGCUUGCUGGCAGUCCUCACCAGAAAUUAAAAGUUUUAUGGCAAAAAAUAAUUUCACGCAUUUGAAUGAGGUGCAAGAAUAUUAUGCUCAUAGGCAUAUUCAGAUGAUCAAGAGUUUGAAUCUCAAACCUAUUGCGUGGCAGGAUCCUUUAGAUUACCGAGUCAAACUGGACAAGGAUGUGGUAAUUCAGGUUUGGAAGGAUUACGGACUUUCAUGGCAAGAUCAUUUUCAGGCAGUACUGGACAAGGGUUAUAGAACAAUACUUUCUUCUCCCUGGUAUUUAAAUUAUAUCAGCUACGGGGAAACAUGGAAAUCAUACUACCGAGCUGACCCUAUCAUGAGUUUACCAGACAUUACUGAAGAGCAAGAAAAAUUGAUCGUUGGGGGCGAGGCCUGUAUAUGGGGUGAAUAUGUCGAUAAGACCAACAUCCUUCCAAGGAUAUUCCCCUUUAUUGGGGCAAUAGCUGAGCGCCUGUGGAGUGCAAAUAUUCCUUUAGAUCUGCACACUGCGGAACAAGCCCGAAGUCGGUUAGAUGCGAUGAGGUGUCGUCUUCUUCGGAGGGGCAUAAAUGCCCAACCGAUUUUGAACGGAUACUGUGGGUCAUGGGAGACGGAAAAUGAUUACUUGUAACGAGUAAUGGACAAUUCUUAUCAAUGUAUUUAACUAUUUAUCGUGGUUAAUAUGUACAAAAUAAGUACAUUAGAGCUGAAUGAAAUGAGAUUUCACAGUCUGCCCCGCACUCGAAUCAAAUGGAAACGAUUUUUACCUCAAUAAAAGUUUGUUGAUUUUGCUAAUAAAAAUUUGACCAUUCAUGUUUUCAUUUUACACA
Folsomia candida is the source of this 2118-nucleotide messenger RNA. RefSeq names its product beta-hexosaminidase subunit alpha. Lineage: Eukaryota; Metazoa; Arthropoda; Collembola; Entomobryomorpha; Isotomidae. Gene Ontology annotation, cellular component: membrane. Gene Ontology annotation, biological process: ganglioside catabolic process; carbohydrate metabolic process; glycosaminoglycan metabolic process. Gene Ontology annotation, molecular function: beta-N-acetylhexosaminidase activity. The transcript is spliced from 20 exons. The record is from RefSeq and is a predicted model, not a curated record. The coding region runs from base 162 to 1919 and encodes 585 amino acids.